Molecule: messenger RNA, 10842 nt
Organism: Pocillopora meandrina
Lineage: Eukaryota; Metazoa; Cnidaria; Anthozoa; Scleractinia; Pocilloporidae
Source: the annotation of a GenBank genome assembly
AUGCAAAAAACAAGUUUUAACAUAAUUUGUGUGCUUCAUAAAAAUUUUGGUGUACUGAAAAUAUUUGGUUUUUUUUAUCAUUCAGUGGAUCAAAUUCUGACCCAUUGGUUUUCAACCAUGUUGUUGUCUUUGAGAUACACCUUUUGUGAAACCAAGAACUGCAUUGUGCUUGGUGAGUAUAAUGUGGAGAUAGGUGGAGUUUCUGGAGAUGCUUAAAAUAUUAUUUUUCUCAUACUCAUUCAUUGCUUUUACUCUAGGAAAGAAAAAGUUCUCCUUUCGUGGGUGCAGGUGGAAGGCAAUCAAUUCAAAAAACUGGUCUCAGGAGCAUCAGGAUUGGAUUUUGAUAGUAGACAAUUUUAGGCCUCACGGAAAGAUACCCCACCCAUGGAAACCGUAACCCCUUGAAAUCUCAGACAUGCGUAGAUUACAUUACUUUGUAACACUGCCUGAUAAAAGGAACGCGGGCUCAUGCCGAGGGUUGUUUACAUCAAAGUUGCAGAUUUGUGUUAAUUAAUGGCCGGCCGACUCGCUGACGAGAACUCCUGAUGGCUCGUAAAAGACCUCAUGACAGCCAGUUUUCUAGUAAAAAUCAGCCACCAGCCAAAAAGAAGCAGAGAAAACAUGAAGAUUAUUUUGAAAAAGUUGAAAGAAAAGCAUUGCAGUGCAAGUUUGCAACUUUUUAAGUGAAGAAAAAAUCGAUCGACUCAAGAGAGAGUGCAAGAGUUUGAGGUCUGAAAACGCCAAUCUAAAAGGAACAGUCAAAACCUUACGACGCAGUAUAGAUUAGUGAUAUUAUUUCAGGACGGAAUGGAAAUGCAGACUUGCAAAUGUCUAAGAAUAAUACUGCAGAUUGCCUGAACCACGAACUACAAUGAAUGAUUUUCAUUCCCAUUCUGAAUUUUCGGCGGUUUUAACUUACGCGAUCGCUAAUGACACUACUUUAAGAGGAUUUUAAUCAUAAACCGAUAAUACUCCCACCGAACAGAAGCCAAAAAAAAAAAAACUCGAAAAUAAAGACAAAGUAGUAGAUAUGGCUGCAUGGUCAGUAUUUUCAGGCUUUUUCUUGCUUAACUAUUUGGAGCGGCGAUUAACGCAAGGGAGGUAGUACGCGCACUCAAAAGCAAAAAAUUAAACUGCGGACUGGAUUCCCUCUAAAGGUUCGUACCUAAGAAAAGAAAUGUACUGGCAAGUUAAUUUUUUCGGUCAGCAGAUCAUAAGGACGCGUAUCUUUGAGUGUCACACAGUAUCGAGAGUUUUAGGAGUGAAGUUUUGAGGCUUGUGUUAGAAGUUUUUAUCAACACGAACAAAAUUAUCUGCGUACUGACCACCGUGGAAACACAAUAGUUUCAAUUAUUCAACCUUGCAAUUGCGAUAACAAUGUUUUUGCCAAAUUUAAACUACACAUUCAAAAUAUACCUGGUCGAUAAGAUUUCUGGCAGGACAUUUUUACUUUGUAUUCUGUUUCAAUACUCUAUCAUGUGAAAUCAGUUACAUUUAACUAAUUUUUAUUGUGUCACCUUUUCAUAAUUUCAGUAUUUGUAAAAGGAAGGAACAUCCAAUUGAAAAAGGACGUGUUGAGGCUUCAAACUCAACUUAAAAAGUGUCAAAAAAUACUGACGUCUACUGAAAAAAAGGAAAAACAAGUCAGACAAAAGCUAAGGGGGACAAGAUCUGCUUCCUCAAAGCUAAAACAGAAAUUACAGGGCAACAGUGAAAUUGCCAAAAAAGGGUAUUCCCUUGUGGAGACAUUUGCUCAUGGUCACAAUGGACACAACCAAAGGACCUUGAUGUUUAUGGCUCGUGUCAGAUACAUGCAACAUGCAUCUUUGUUAUCAUAUCAAAAGACACCUGUAGCAUUACAUCUGAUUUUCAAUAUUUUGUUUAAUUGUAGCCCCCCAACAAACUUCAUUGUCUCCCCAACUACACUUUCUGACUGGAAUGUUCUCUGAGGUGAAGCCCACAAACUAAUUUUACGCAAGCGCUUUUCAAAUUCCAAGUAAGAUUUUCAUCUCUGGAGUGAUGACUCCCACAAAGGAGGAGAGGAGAGGCACGUAGUAGGUGUUCACACCUGGUGUCCCUUAGAGAGCAAGCCACGAGCUUAUGUCCUUGCAAACAGCCUUACAGCAAGCGGGUCUGGAAAACACCUGUAUGAUGUAGAUUACCACGUUGUAAAAAAUGAAUAUGAUAUUACCAAUGUUUCAGGGUUGGUUGGGGACAAUGCCUCUACCCAAACGGGAAAAGUAAACGGUCUUUUAGCUAACAAUGCCAGAAUUUUUGGAAAAGAGAUUUUUUUUGUAGGAUGCUACCCACAUGUACUAAACAUUAUGCUGAGAAGAAUGUGCAGGCUGGGUUUGGGGCCAAGGGUGACAUGAGCAACCCCCAUGUUUUACAAUUACUCUAUAAAAUAUCUUGGCUCCAUCAUGAGCGUCCAAGCCAAUACAAAGUUGUGUAUGUUUCUCUUGGUAUUCUAAGUAAAGAGCCACCCCUUCCCCAGACAUUCAUAGACGCAAGGUGGACAUAUUAUCAUGAAACUCUCCAGUGGUAUCUUAAGUAUGGAAAAGCUUGUUUACAGCUCGCUGAGUGUCUUCUUGAAAGAUUGCCAAAAUCAGAUAGCCACCAGACUAUUUGGCAAGAUGUCAUUAAGCUGAGCUCCAGUCCUAUGAUUCAAGUUGAAAUCAAGUUUUUAUUUGAAUUCCUUGAUAAGUUUAUCAUCCCAUCUCUAAAUACAUCCCAAGCUAGUGAUGCAGAACUUGGAUUCUCCAGUGGUUACCUAGCAAGGUUAUGGCCAGCAACUGUUCUGAAGCACCAUGAAACUUUAAGUAAAAUGUUGAUGUCUCCUGCAGAAUAUUUUCCUUUAACAUCACAACAGGUGAAGAUGUCAUUAAAGGACCCAGCAGCUAUCAACCAUUUUCACAAACAAGUGCAGAGGCCAAUGUUACAAGAAGCAAUUAAAGUAAUCAAAGAUCAUGGAGCAGAGUGGUUAACUUUUCCCAAGUUGUUUGGAAUGGGAGCUGAUCAGAGAUAUCAAAGUCCUUUCUAGCAUUCAGUUUUAAAGCUUCUUGAAAUUCCAGUCAGAUCUGAAAAUCAACAAGAAAAGUCAGUGAACAAUCUCUUUCAUGUACAUGGACAGAACAUUCUAACAUUGGUGUCUAAGGAUAGAGUUGGAUUGAUUAAAUGGGCCACUCUUUGGAAAUUGAUGGAACCACAAUUGCUCAGUGAGAUCAAAGAAAUUGCUUCAUCACCACACAGCUCACUCAUAAGUAAAGAAGCCACUCCAAACCUAUUUGAGUUCUAUGCCAAGCACAUUUUCAGUGUUCCAGUUAACAAUGUUCUUGCUGAAAGACAGUUCAACCUUUCUCAACUGUAUUUUAAUGAUAACAUGUCAGAGUUAUCAAAACAGGCCUCAAUGACAUUUGUUGAAAAUAUUCUGCAAAGUGGAAAAACCAACACCAGGACCACAGAAGCAGCACAUGAAGUUCACGAAGAAAGAAUGAAAGAAUAUACCCAAAUGCUCACCACAGACACUUUGCAAGAGGCAAGAAAGAACCUAAACAAGAUUAGAGAAAACUGCACACAUGGGUCACUUACUGCAAAGGAUGUUUACCCUAGAGCUUGGGUAGAAAAGAAAGUAAACAAUAACUUACCAGAAACAAUUCAGUCACUAAAAGCAGAUGGUCACAAACUUAAACUUCAAUGGAAGGUUUCUGCCAAGGGAACAUCUGCACUGGAGGGACAGAGGUCAUUCAACCCAACAGUACUUGAGGGAGUUACCUGUACACCUGAUGGACAAGUUCCAAGACGCAUGCAGCUAGUGGCACUAAAGGUGUGGAACUAUGGGGAGGAGCUACCAAUUUAUGAUCCAACAAGAGAAUGUCAGUUGUGUCUACAAAAUCUUCCAAAUGUCUUCCAGCCUCCAACUACUCAUCUUUCCACAUCCCACAUGUCUGAAUAUGUUACGCUGUUGCCUGCACAUGAAGAAUAGAGUAGUCAUGAGGGGUGGCUCAGUAAUUUUUAAAUGUUUUAGAUUUGUAAAUAUAGGAAUUUAUUUCACCGACCACACUGCAUGAAAUAAAUAUAUCUCAGCAUGUAUCAGGGCGUGAAAUUGCGCCCAAUACAGGCGCCAAUGCGACUACCGUAACUUUUUCACUUUGGCGACCAAAUCCUGGAAAUUAGUCGAAAAAUUGGCGACUUGAAUGUUUCAUCAUAACCUUGCCAAGAGAUAUAGUGAAUUAAAAAGAUUUGCAAAGAUAAAUCCGUCGCAAACUUCCUCGUUAAGUUUGUUUCCAAAACGUAACAGAUGCAUCUCGAUUGAUAACUAGACGCCAUCUUGGAAUUAAGUGAGCUUUAACGUUAUAUAUCGUCCAUCCUAGUGUCCACUUUGUAGCAUGUUAAAGAUCUUUUCCCAAACUUAAUUUUGGAGGGUCUAUCUAGAAUGCUGACAGCUUAAAGGAAGGUUUUGUUUGUCUUUGAAAAUGGCGACCAACUUUUUUCCACUUGGCUACCACUUUGAAGAAUUUAGGAGCCAAGUGGCUAUCAGAAAGAAAAAUUAAUUUCACGCCCUGUGUAUGCAUUUUUACAUACAGAGACGCAUCUAAUAAUUGAUUAAAGUUUCAACACAACAUGUUAGAAUUAACCAGGUAAAAGCACGUUGUAUAUGCCAUGUUAGUAAAGUGAACAUAGCUUAAUAUCUUAGUACAUGUACAUGUAGCAUGUUAGCUUUUUGGUUUACAAUAUUGCAACUGGUUUUACAGGGUAAAAGUGAAGUGCAUGGUGCCAAAGUUGACAUGCAUGUACAAUCAUGUUGUAUUGGAUCUUGAAUUAAAUGAAUUGAAUAUUACAUUCAAAAUGAACAGUAGGUAUACGAAGCUGUAAUGUAUCUGAUUUUAAAUUGUUAUGUAUGACUGUAGCUUUGUAGAAUAUUGAACAAACACUGAAUUGCUGUCACUAAAUUUCAGCAGUUUAAGAACAUAAUAAAUGUAAUAUUUAACUGCAUGUAGAUUAUAUCAUUAUACUGUUGCACAUGUAUAACUUAACAUAUCACUAUCAGUAUGUAACUUUUAACGUGAUAAGAACAUGACAUGUAUAAGUGUUCUUGCUCAAUAGGCAUAAUAUUUUGCACAGGAAGGGCAAAUCAAAGUGAUGCAGCCAAUGUUAUGUUGCACAUAGUUAGUGUACAAUGAUUAACAGUAAUAAAUUAGAGUGGAACACUGGAUCUGUUAAAAAUGUGCCAAGUUUAUUAUCCUGUCUUUCCUUAUUCUGUGUAAAAGAUAAGUAAUACCAUUCUCACCCGUAAUUAAUCCCCUCUCCCAUUUAAACGUUUUUCUUCUACUAUUAAAUAUAUCUACAUCAAUGGAAUUUUUCUCACAUAUACCUGAACUGGUCAUUACAAGUUGCCUGUCAGGCAACUUGUAAUGACCAGUUCAACAACCAAACUUUACCUGGACCUAUACUAAUUAUUGAAUAUGCAGUGUGGUCGAAAAAGAAUCAGUGUAUUGGUAAAUCCUCUACAUUCAAAGUGCGAAAAUGAAAUGAGCAUUAAUUUGACAAUCGAUACCAGUCAAACAUCAUCUCCAUAAUCCGUAGUAAGUACCAACGAGUACCCGAGAAGUGAUUGAUAAAUUGUUCUUGGUUCCCGUUGACGAUUAAACUGGAGUUCACUCUCGAUCUCAAGUGGGCAAUAUUGAAAGUAGGCUAAUUGACCCUUUGUCACCAACACACCCCAAGAUAGGGGUCAAGAUAACUUAAUUUAUAUUCUUACCUCGUGCAUUGUGUGCUUGCUGUACUUUCGAGCUGCUCUGAGUACAUUACAUCAGUCGAUAUAUUUCACUCCUUCAUGGUAUCUUGAGCGCGUGUCAAAAAAUUAUGAAUAACUUUCAACAAACAACGAUGGACUCCAAAACUCAGUUUGCCUUGAAAACACGAUGCCCACUCCUAAACUUGUCCGUUUCGAAAUUCCAAAUAAUAAACACCACACGCAAUGAACAACAAAACAGUACGAAAAAUUCGAAUUUCUACCACUUAGUCGAUGAAAAGGAAAAAAAUAAAAUGGUAGAAUCUUCAAAUUCGUUGCAGUCUUCCCAGUUUAUGUGUUAAACUACCUGAGACUUCGUGUUUUGACGAGAUAUUAAAUGGUAAAGUUUUAAGAGCGUUAAGGAGAGAAGUAAACACAGGAGAGGGCCUAUUCUGCGCAUGUCUGAAAUUUUCCUUAGCUCACGUGCAUACGCUGUUCCGUGAGGCCUAAAUUUGUUUACUCAAAUAUUUGGUGAUGACUACUUGAGCUGUGGUUACGAUAAAGACAAGGGGACAAGUAUAGAUGAAACUAUUUUGUCAACUCUUGUAGAUUAUAAUCACAAUCAGUGGGAGAGUGGUUAUUUAAAUCAACAGACAGCAGCAUGUGCACGUAAACCUUCUAAGGGGUAUGGUCCCAAACAACUUACAUUCUUACCUACUUCCCAUGAAGCUCCCAUAAAGUCCAAUGGAAGUGAAAUCUCCCAAGAGGAUGUUGUAAUUCUUGAUGAAGGAGGUGACAGUGAUUACAAGGAGCCAAACAGUCUCAGCAAUAGAAUUGAGCAACAGCUAUCAACUGCCAUAUCCUCAGCAUCCACCAGAGCUGAAAUAGCUGCCCUAGCCACUUUGAUUUCCCCAGUAUCCUCUGCUAGUGGCUCCCUAUCCCCCAUGACUGGUCCUGUACCUGAAAGUAAUUCAGUGUUUACAAACCCUAUAUGUGUAGUUGAACGUCCAUGCCAAGCUGUCCUUGAAAGAGCUGAGACUCUCCUGACUGAUGCAAGGCAAAAACAGAACAAUCCACUUGGUGUUGUCAUUACGGAGCUUAAGCAACCACGACGACUACCGGGACGACGACGACCGGAAGUAGGAUGAACGUUAGUGCGCAAGCGCGGCCCAAACAUUUCGUCGUCGUGCCAGCGUCGACGACGUCAGAAAGAGUUGUUUCACGUCGUCGUGAACGUGGGAAGAAACUUGAGUUGAAUUGAGCACUAAAAGGUACGAACUUACUACCAUUUGCCAAAUUUGAUAACUGGUUGGAGUUUUUAUUGUCUUGUGCCGUUAUUUUAAGCUCUUAUGUUCGGGUCAAUUAUCACAAACGGCUUAUUUUAAGUUUUCCAUUUUUGCACAGAUGGCGGCAAGUGUGAAAACUGGAGAGAAAGCAAACACGUAAGCAAUUUAUUGACGGAAUUUAGUGAAAGAAUGCUGAUUGUGAUUAUUUUUGAAUGAAAAGUUUUAGAUAGCAGGAUUAUAUACCUGUGAAUUCGGGUGCAAGAAAAUAUAAAGUAGGUAACUUGUAGAUUCGAUCUUUUACUUAAUUUAAAGCGUCGAGGGUUUUCAUCAGAUUGCGUGUUUACAUUACUCAAACCUUUUUCCCUCUCUGGUUUUGUAACUUUAUUUUCGAAAUAUUUCACUAACUAUCCGGCUAAAAAAAGAUUCCCUUGGCCGUGAAUGUGAAGAGAAAAUAAUCUUUAAGGCUCGGCAUUCUAGGCUGACCGCCGAUUGUUUGUAAAUGUAUUAUCGUUUUGCUUGCGUGAAGUAGAAAGCAACCUUAUUCAAACCUGAAUCCUGCAUUUAUCUGGUGCAACAUCAGGUUUGUUUAUGAGUUACACCCCGUAAUGUUGAAUGGGAAAUAAUCUCCGUAAAAUCUAGUGUUCUUAAUAUUUACGGCGGGUAAAAGAAAUGUGAAAUAAUCUCCUCAAAGUCUAGUAUUCUAAAUAUUUACAGCGGAAAUUAAAAAUACACGUAUCGCCGUGAAAGAACUCGCAGAACAAAUUGCAAAUGUAGGAGGUCGGAAAUAAAAUAAUUUGCAUUGCUUUCGAUCUUUUUAUUGCGGUAAAUUUUCCUUAAAAAUUUAGCUCUUUUAACAGCAAAAAAUAAUAUGAAAAGAUUUUAUAAUAUCAAAUAGUGGAUUAAUUAAAUUUUUAUUUAGCACAAUCACUCACAAAUCCUUUUCUUAUCUACUUUGGCAGAAAUCCAAAUUUCGUGUGGAGUAAUGACCACGAUAUCGUUAUGUGUCGAGAGGUUCUUCAGAUCGAGCCCUACCAAUUUAAAAUCAGAAGUCCAGAAAGGGGGCAGGCCUGGGAAUCUUUGGCAGAAAAGUUAAACGAAAAUUCAUGUCCAAAGUUCCGGGUGACUGCAAGGUCCGUACGAGACCGCUACAACCUCCUUACCAAGAAAAUGGCUGCAAAACUAAAGAGUGAAGAGAAAGCUAGCGGCAUUCAAGUUGAAACUUCAGAGCUUGAUGAUCUCUUAGAAGAAAUACUUGAGAAGGAAAAAGCUGCUAAAGAAAAGUUGGAGAGUGACAACCAGAAUGACAAGGCAGCAGCCGAAGAUAUGCGAAAGAAGGCUCUAGAACGUAUGGGGCAAACUGCGAAAAGAAAAAAGGAAAGUGAUGACUCAGUACCAAAGAAUCUGAAGAAGAAAAGUCGAAGGAGCACAUCAGAUGCUGUGGAAUAUUUAAAAGAAAGGGCGGAUAAAGAGAUUGGUUUGAAAGAACAAGAACUGGAAUUAAGGAAGAAAGAGCAGGAGAACAUAAAAGAAAGGGAGUGGGAAAAGAACCAGAAUCAAGAAAACCUGAUCUCUGCCAUGGUCAAACAACAGCAGCAGCAACAGCAAAUGAUGAUGAUGAUGAUUAAUCAACAGCAGCAACAGUCACAGGCAUUUUUAGCUUUUAUGCAAAAAUAUGUUCCAAAGUAACUUUUUCACAAGUUUGUUUGAUGAACAUUAUUGUUGAGUUAAAGUUGUGCAUCCCUCCCUUGAUAUUUUCAAAUCUUUUGUUAAUAACAUUUGUUCUAAAGAUGAUAUAUUUAUUUCAUCACAAACAUUUUCAAACUUAUUGCAAUUAUAAACUUUACAAUAUUUAUAAAGUGCUGAAGACUAUUGUUAUGAGCUCUCCUUUUGAUUUAAGAGCAAAUAAACAGUAAACAAAUGAAAAUCUCAUGAGAAAUACUCUUCCAGUGUUGGUGGGUCAAGAUCAAAAAAAGGUGGCCGUUUCGUUGCCAUAAAGACAGGUAAGGGCAUUCUGGAGAAGAGCAGAAACGAUAUACAUUUUGCCAAUGCUACUUAGCCCAAUUUUUAAAUUUUUCUUGAAGUCCAAGAACUUAAAGUAGUUUAUUAUGUCCUCAAAUAGCCAUUCAACAGAAGAUCUUACAGCACUCAUUGCAGUAUUGUAAGCCUUCAUUUGAUCGGUUAAAACUCCAAAUCGGAACGGACCCUGAAGAUGGACUCUAAGUGGGUACGCGGGAUCUCCAUACAGGCACGUUGGUUGGCCACCAUGGUCAAAGGCGUACUGCUGUGGUCUCUCGCAACAGUCCCGAAUCUGCAAGCAUUGAUGCAUCAUGCUUUCUGCCUUCUGAAACAAGCGAAGGAUACAAAAAGUUACAAAAAGUAAUUCAUUACUAUUUUAAAAGACAAUUUUUUUUAUUUGAAAUCGCAAUAACGAAAAUAUAGCUACAUAGUUCACCUACGGGACCAUACAUGUUUCCAAUUAAGCCAUUUGGUAACACAAAAGACUGAAACUUGAUAGCAUGGACCCUCUUAUGUCCAUUGUAUAGUAUACGCUGAUUGUCUCCUGGUCGAGCGAUUGGCCUUACAGUGCCAUCGAUGAAGCCAAAGCAGUUGUGUAAAGGUGAGCCUCUUGUCGUAAUGGCUGCUGCGUACGUCUCAAGGUGGUCGGGAUCCAAGAUCUCAGGAUUCCAAUGGGUCAAUCGUCGGCCAUGGACAUCAAAUAUGUAGUCGAUCAAAUUAUUUGUAACCAUGCUGAUGACAGGGACUGGCUUGGCAAAUCUAUGAAUCAUGUCCCCGUAUCUGCAAGGGUAGCUUAACCGUCUCAAAAGCAUACAUAAGCCCUCCACACCGCCACAAGUUGACCUCUGGUCACAUCGUAAGGUCUGAGGAAUUUGCAGAACAUCGGCAAGUCGGUACACAUCUCUUUUCUUGAAACGAAAUUCAGCGAGGUACUCUGACUCGACCAUCUCAUCUAAGUCGAAUUCCGCGUAAAAUUCGUAAGGAAAAUCCGGAUUUCUUGGCUCGAACAUGUCAUAUAGAAUCAAAAGUUCCAUAUCAUCAAUAAAAUUAAAUCCAUGACUGAGAAGACAUAGAUUCUGAACGUCUCUAAACGAUGUCAUUUCUUGACAAAUGCGAGGCUGCACGAAUAUAUCGAACGUCGUCGUCCUUGAGCAACUUCGCUGCUUAAGUUUCAUUUUCCCGCCUAAAACGAAGUCCUCGGUCCAGUCUCUCCGCGCAUACCUGCCGUCGUCGUCCCCUAGGUCGUCGUGGUUGCUUAAGCUCCCUAUUUCAGGGCUAGGACAGUUCUCUGAACAAGGUUUGAGAAUUCUGAAGAAGUUUUGUGCUAUUUCUGAAACAAAACACAAGGUAACUGCAGAAUCUAAAUGGCUCGCUGAACUAAAUUGCACUCAAGAUGAGCUAAAACUUAUUCAGAGAGUUAUAUGGAACAAACCAACAGCAAACCCCAUUCUGGCAUGUGACUAUAAAGCUAUUGAUGUCCUUUCCUUCUCUGAUCUUGCAGAAGAAAGGUAUAUCGACAGCUUUGUCAUUGAUGUCUCCAUCAGCAAAUACAUUGAAGAGAGCUAUUCACAUGGACAUGAGAACAAAUUGUAUUUACCCACUGAAUUUUUCCAGUGGAUGCAGGUCCAAGAUAAAGGUUUCAAACUUGGGAAAUUAAAAGAAAGAGCUUCUCAAAUAACUUUGUUUGAUAAUGUUUGCCAAAUACUAGUGCCAGUCUUCAUGAUAAACCAUUGGGGCCUGAUCUAUGUCAACUUUGCUGAUAAGCAGGUGCAUUUUGAUGAUGGCCUAGGUCUGUUGUGCCACCAGUAG